AUGGCCGAGCCGUCUUAUGCGUACGGCCAUGUGGCGCAUUUGCCGCCGCAGCCCGUGCACCAGUACACGUCGUAUCACCAGUACACGUCGUAUCAUGUGGACGUCGAUCACGCGCCCCUUUUGGCGCCGCACGACGCGCAGUGGUCAUACCAAGAGCAGGCCCGUGAGCUGCAGCGUCGUGAUGAAGAGCUUCGCCACCAGGAGUGGCUGCUCGAAGAGAGCCGACGGUAUUAUGCCCCGCCAGCUCAGUACGCGCCGCUGCCGGCGCCGUACUACCCUCAUUGGGAAUCACGAGCCCGUGCCGAGGCGAUGCGUUUGGAAGAAGCGCGCUGCCGGGAAGAAGCGGCCCGUCUUGAAGAAGCGUUCUACCGGGAGGAAGUGCUGCGUCGCGAAGAAGCGCUCCGUUUGGAGGAAGCGCGUCGUCAAGAGGCGGCGUUGUAUGCGCUCUCGGUUGAAGCCACCAUUAAUCGCGAGCUGGCUCGCCGACUCGCCGCCAGUGCUGCGAAUGGUGACGAUACCGAUUCACGUCUCGCCAAGGCGGCCGUGGACUCUUUCCGCGGCUCGCUGCCCGCCAAGUCGCUUCCACCAAGCGUAAGCCAUGGGGUCGCGUCAACGCCCUUGCCCUACCCGGCCACGUCUCUCGAUGCGAUGCGUGCUUGUCCUCAUGGGGGCAGUGGGUCGGUUACGCCUGGCCUGUCUGCGUCAAGCCCGAUCAGCUCUGGUGUGGCACUUGGGGUACGCGCAUCCACCGGCAACUUCGGACCAUGCGUCGAGUCCGCCGUCGCGCCCUCGAUUGCUGCGGUGUCGCUGGCGCCACCGGUCGCCUUCACAAAUGGCCGGGUGCCCAUGGUCCAACCUUUCGGAUCCGUGCCCGCCGUUUUGCCCUCGGCUGCUGCCGCGGAGCCGGCGACGCCUGUCGACUUUACGACUGGUCGGGUGCCUUCGGGCCGACUGCUUGGACCCUUCGACGACAUCGGCACCUGUGCUGUGCCUGUCGUCUUGCCCACGGCUGCUGCCGCGGCGCCGGUGCCACCGGUCAAUGCCUCGACCGGGUCGACCUUUGUCGACACGGCGCAUCUGGUCCGUUUAAGUGGACCCUUUGACGACGUCGGUGCUCGCGCCGUGUCUGUCACCCUGCCCGCGGCAGCUGCUGCGGUGUCGGCGCUUCCCGUCGCUGCUUCGAUUGGGCGGGCGCCUUUGGUCCAAACUUUCGGACCUGACGACGUCGGUGCUCUUGUCGUGCCCGCCGUCUUGCCCUCGGCUGUUGCCGUGGUGCCUGCGUUGCCCGUCAAACCAUCGACGGGGUGGACGCCUUUGGUCCAUUCGACUGGACCUGGCGACAAGGUCGGCCCUCGUGCCGCUCUCGUCGUCACGCCCGCGGCUGCCACCGCGGUGCUUGCGCCUUCGGUUGCUGCGACGCCCGUGUCGUCGUACGCUGACCCGGCGCAUGUGGUCCAUCUGGUCGGACCUGAUGCCAACGUCGGCGCUCGUGUCGCAUUGGCCGACAUGAACGCGGCUGUGGCCGCCAGACCAGCACCUUGGGCAACUGCGACGCCCGCGUCGCCGUGCGUCGACGAGAUGCCUCCGGCUCAAGUGCCCGGACCCACCGAUGGCGCCGACGUAUCCGUGGCUUCGUACACGGUGCAUGACGCGACGCCGGCGCCGCUGGUCGUUGCGCCGUCCUUGUCGUCAAGUGGCGACGUGGCGCCUCUGCUCCGCUCGUGUGCGCCUCCUGCCGCGGACGAUGCUCAAGCACCCGCCGCGCACCACGCUUCUAUGCAUGCUUGCGUGCAUGGGGGCAGUGGGCCUACGCCUUGUGGGUCGGCUUCGUAUUAUCGGUCUGCUGCAAGCAUGGAUAGCUCUGCAGUGGUGCAGGGUUGUCCCACGUCCACCAAGGUGGUGCUACCAAAUGCGUGGACCGUCUCGCCCGCCGUCGACGAUCAACUUGUGCACGACGCCGAUCUGUAUCACGGUGCCUCUGCAACAACGCCCCGGCGGGCGGAUCCAACAAGUGCGGACGACGUGCCAAUGCCCGGUUGCCCCGGGCCAGGUACAACGACGAGUGCUCUUGAGGCGUCGGUCACCAAGUGCCCUUUGGUCGCUCCGGUACCGUCGAGCAUGCCCGUUGCUCAAGUCGUCGCCAGUAACGUGGUUGCGCCUACGGUGCUCCGCGCAGGCUCGUAUGUGGCCAAGCGUGAUGCCACGGUGGUGUCGCCCAAACCACCGGACCCCGAGCCUUUCGCUCGAGCUCCUCCACUGCCGUGGCCAUCGUCACGGCCUACCGCUGUCUCGGCCGGCAGGAGUGCUGCCUCACGGUCAGCCGUCGGCGACGUCGGCUCUACUGGCCGUCCGCCCGACGUGAUCUCGUGCGGCGCCAAGCCAGCCGCCAUUCUAUCCACGAACCCGUGA
Messenger RNA from Saprolegnia diclina VS20, 2409 nucleotides. RefSeq lists its product as hypothetical. The coding region runs from base 1 to 2409 and encodes 802 amino acids. Lineage: Eukaryota; Oomycota; Saprolegniomycetes; Saprolegniales; Saprolegniaceae. The transcript is spliced from 2 exons. The record is from RefSeq and is a predicted model, not a curated record.